UUGAUGGAGAACUACACGUACAACAGCUUCAUUCUCCAGGUGGAGGGCUUCAAAAUCAGGAAGGAUCUGACCUACCCCACCGCUGCCUUCUUCUUAGUCUCCUACGUCAUCAUCAUGGUUUUUAACAUGGGUAUUUUGGUGGUUAUUGUCCUGGACAGUAACCUUCACCAGCCCAUGUAUCUGCUUCUCUGUAGCCUCUCUGUGAGCGACAUGAUCGGGGGCACUCACAUCCUGCCCAGAGUGAUAGCAGACGUCCUGCGGCCUCCCUCUGAGCGCCUCAUUGGUUACUACGAAUGCGUUGUCCAGGCUUUCACCACGCAGUUCUACGGGGCCACGUCCCACACUCUGCUCAUGAUCAUGGCCUUUGACCGCUACGUGGCCAUCUGUGACCCUCUGCACUACGCAGCUGUAAUGAACAACAGGAUGGUGGUGAAGCUGACGCUGUUGGCCUGGGGCGUGGCCUUCGUUUUGGUGUCGGUUCUGCUCGGUUUGACCAUCCGGCUGAACCGCUGCAGGACUCUGAUCAUGAACCACUACUGUGACAACGCCUCUUUGUUCAAACUGUCCUGUGAGAGCGUUUUCAUCAACAACGUCUACGGCCUCACCUUCACCGUGGUCCUGCUCACCUCCUCCAUGGGCAGCAUCGUCCUCACCUACGCCAAGAUCGCCGCCGUCUGUCUGACAGCCAAGAACAAGUCUCUGAACAGUAAAGCUGUAAAGACCUGCAGCACUCAUCUGGUGGUGUACCUGGUCAUGCUCAUCAGCGGUUUUUUUGUUAUCAUCAUGCAUCGUUUCCCUCAUUACGCUGAGUACAGGAAGCUGGCGUCGGUUCUGUUUGUCAUCUUUCCAGGAUGCCUCAACCCCAUCAUCUACGGCGUUCAGUCCAAGGAGAUACGCAAAUUCUUAUUUGAUAUGUUCCGCUCUACAAAGUGCUCGCCAUCAUAUCAGAAAUAA
This is a messenger RNA of Cheilinus undulatus (humphead wrasse), 954 nucleotides long. RefSeq names its product olfactory receptor 146-like. Gene Ontology annotation, molecular function: G protein-coupled receptor activity; olfactory receptor activity. The record is from RefSeq and is a predicted model, not a curated record. Gene Ontology annotation, cellular component: membrane. The coding region runs from base 4 to 954 and encodes 316 amino acids. Lineage: Eukaryota; Metazoa; Chordata; Actinopteri; Labriformes; Labridae. The transcript has a single exon. Gene Ontology annotation, biological process: G protein-coupled receptor signaling pathway.